AUAGCUGUUUCCCUUAGCUUUUUUUUAAUGAAAAAAGGUUCUGCAAAUGGAGAACAAUUACAAGGCAAAAGGAGAUGAGACGCUUAAUAAGGAAUUCUGCAAGAAGCUAGCUACCAACUUCAGCUCCUCUUCAAACCGUCUGGGAAAAUCUACUAUAACGUGGCAACAGGUCCAACAUUUUUUCCAAGAAAAACAACUGGAAGAAACGGAACAAGAUUCAUCAGCACUGGCCAUUGAACUUUUUGUUGAUCUUUCUGAUGCAAACUCAAGCAAACCGCUAGAAUUCAUGCAAAGAAGAAAAGGUUCACUUAUUGGCAUCAGAAAUUUACAUUUUUUAGGGCAAAUUAUUGGUGAAUAUCUGGUAGUUAUUGGGGAAUUGUCGUUUGAUUCAUUUUCUUGUAUUGAUUGUAAUUUUGUAAUGCAGGUACAGCUGAAGAUUAAGGAAUUGUCAUUUGAAGCCAGAUCGUCAAAAGAUUAUGCAUGGUAUGAUGUUGAAACGUUCCUCAACUAUAGAGUCCUUUACAACGGUGAACUUGAAGUUCGUGUACGAUUCUCUGGGUUCGAUAAAGCGGAGGAGGAUGAGUGGGUGAAUGUAGAAACUGCAGUUCGUGAACGAUCUAUUCCUUUAGAACCUUCUGAAUGUGAUCUGGUUAAGAUUGGAGACCUCGUGCUGUGCUACCUGGAUAGAGAGUAUUAUCAACUUUACUGUGACGCCCAUGUUAUGGAUGUUAAAAGGCAGACGCAUGAUGCUAAAAGCUGUACCUGCGUAUUCGUGGUCUGCUAUGACCAUGACUACUCUGAGGAAAAUGUUUCGCUCAAGAGAUUAUGUCGCAGGCCUAUUACUUGAAAGCAGUUGUGCGGUUACAAAUUGUAAGCAAACCUUUGUUUGCAUUUUCACAAACAAGAGCUGGAAGGAUCCUUCAUCUGAUCUUUAUGUAGUGUGCAUGAAACAAUGCUUAAUAUAACAAUCUUUUAUUGAGGGGU
Hibiscus syriacus is the source of this 984-nucleotide messenger RNA. Its product is annotated as protein SAWADEE HOMEODOMAIN HOMOLOG 1-like. The record is from RefSeq and is a predicted model, not a curated record. The transcript has 8 exons. NCBI's taxonomy places the organism in Eukaryota, Viridiplantae, Streptophyta, Magnoliopsida, Malvales, Malvaceae. Gene Ontology annotation, molecular function: chromatin binding. Bases 47 to 847 code for a protein of 266 amino acids.